Gigantopelta aegis is the source of this 5019-nucleotide messenger RNA. Its product is annotated as pyruvate dehydrogenase phosphatase regulatory subunit, mitochondrial-like. The record is from RefSeq and is a predicted model, not a curated record. Bases 459 to 3143 code for a protein of 894 amino acids. Gene Ontology annotation, molecular function: oxidoreductase activity; protein binding. The transcript is spliced from 18 exons. NCBI's taxonomy places the organism in Eukaryota, Metazoa, Mollusca, Gastropoda, Neomphalida, Peltospiridae. Gene Ontology annotation, cellular component: cytoplasm; mitochondrion; mitochondrial matrix.
CCAACGCUGUAAAACUUUCGAUGUAAUAAAAUUGUGGAAUUUUUUAAUUUGUUGAUCAUGUUAGAAGUUGAAAUAAUCUACCAUUUCACCUUUGGCAAAAAUGGAUAUGACGUGAAAUUACGGUAGUCCAGCCAGUAACAUAAAACGAAUGCAGUCUAGUGUCGCUGUGUGAAUAGACACUAUCGAUGAUAAAAAUUUGCUAGCCAUUCUGUACUGUAAGAAGGGCAGUAACUCAGCUGUGCUGUUAAAACCAUGUUGCAUUGAUGGAUGUCACUGACCUAUAUAUUUAUGUACAUUUAUGUUUGGUCUGUUUAACCACUGAUGCAUAACUUUAGACUAUCUAAGCAAGUACAUGUAUAAGCAUUUAAAUGCUCAUAAAUGCUAUCAUGUAUUGCUUACUGGAAUUAUCUGUAUCUCUUGUUACUCAAGAGUGACAUUUUGUUCUUUCAUAAGUUAAAAUGGCAAAUAUUUGGUGCAGAUAUAUGCAAAAUUUCAAAUGCCAAUACCAAACAUUGGGAAAUGUCUCUCUUGUCAAGAGAUGUUUGAUAGGCAGACGGCAGAUAGAACAAACUCGUCUAUACACCAUAGUGCAGCCUGGAGACUUCAAUAUAGUUCCAAAGCAGGCGCGGGUGGUAAUUGCAGGAGGAGGUGUCAUCGGGACGUCUGUGGCGUAUCAUUUGGCAGAAAGGGGAUGGACAGAUGUAAUUCUUUUAGAGCAAGGGAGACUUACGUGUGGUACAACAUGGCACACUGCCGGUCUUGUUAGCACCAUGUUUGGGAGCAUAGCUUUAUUGAAGUUUGCUGUCUACAGUCGUAAUCUAUACAGCAGAUUGGAGCAGGAGGGACAUGGCAUAGGGUGGAAAGCAUGUGGAGGGAUGACUUUAGCUCGAACCAAGGACAGAAUGGUAGAUUUACAAAGGAGACUAGCAGUUGCUAAGACACAUGGUACAGAAGCUUAUGUGGUCACUCCAGCAGAAAUUAAAAAAUUAUGUCCAUUGAUCAACACAGAAGAUCUAGCCGGAGGUAUAUAUGCACCGUCUGAUGGAAAGGUCAUGGGACCAGAUGUUGCUCUUGUGUUCGCAGAAUUAGCAAAGCAGAAUGGUGUCAAAGUAUUUGAAGGUGUUCGUGUUGAUCGUGUGUUGACAAAGAAUAAAUCUCCUCGGGUAUCUAGUGUGGAGACAUCACAUGGAACAAUACAAUGUGAAUACUUUGUCAACUGUGCCGGACAGUGGGCACGAGAACUUGGUAAACGAUCAGAGCCAAAGGUACCUGUACCACUUCAUUCGUGUGAACACUUUAACAUUGUGACUAAACCCAUAGAGGGACUCGACAGCAUGCUACCAGGUAUUUAUGACUAUGAUGGUAUGAUCUAUAUACGUGAGUUGAAUGGUGGUCUGUUAGCCGGGGGUUUCGAGCCCGUGGCUAAACCAGUCUUUCGUCGAGAAAUUCCCAAGAAGUUUGAAUUUCAGCUUUUUACCGAGGACUGGGAUCAUUUCCAAAUCCUUUUUAAUGAAAUUUUGCACAGACUUCCAUUGAUGCAUGAUGCUAAAGUUAGGCAGCUGAUAAAUGGACCGGAGAGUUUUACACCCGAUGACAGGCUCAUUUUAGGAGAGUCAGACACGAUAAGCAAUUACUUUGUGGCAGCAGGAAUGAACUCGCGUGGCAUAGUGCUGGGUGGUGGAGUUGGCAAGUACAUGGCAGAGUGGAUCAUUGACAGGAAGCCCAGCAUUGACUUGUGGGCGGACGAUAUUCACAGAUUCGUCAGUCUCCACAAUAACAAACAAUUUCUUGGACAGCGGGUGAAAGAAAUAGUUGGAAGGAUUUACAGUUUGCCCUACCCAUUGGUGGAGUAUACUACUGGAAGAAAGCUGAGAACGUCUGCACUUCACACCCGCCUCGAAGGACUUGGCGCUUACUUUGGAGAAACGAUGGCUUACGAAAGAGCAAUGUGGUUCAGUCCACAGAACGAAGGUAUGGUUGAUGAGGUGGUCUAUGUACCAACAUGGGGAAAACCGAGCUGGUUUGAAUCAGUUCAAGAGGAAUACCGGGCUUGUAAGGAGAGAGUCUGUCUCAUAGAUAUGUCAUCUUUCGCAAAGUUUGAAAUCAAGUCAACAGGACAAGGUGCACUAGAAUACUUGCAGUAUCUUUGUUCCAACGACAUUGACCAGGACAUCGGUACUGUUGUUCACACUGGCAUGCAGAAUGAGACAGGAGGCUUUGAGAACGACUGCAGCAUAGCUCGCUUGCAGGACAACUAUUUCUUCAUGAUCUGCCCUGCUACCCAGCAGACGCGAGCCUCGUUCUGGCUCAGACAGCACCUACCAGAAGAUGGGUCGGUGCAGGUGCGUGAUGUCACUUCCAUGUACUCAGGAAUCAAUCUGAUUGGUCCACAUGCUCAGCAGCUGUUGGGUGAUGUCACCGACAUCUCAACUGAUAGAUCUGACUUCAAGGUCAUGACUUGCAAGGAGAUUGAUGUUGGCUGUGCUAGCGGUGUUCGAGCAAUGAGACUGACACACACAGGAGAAGAUGGUUUUAUUCUCUACAUUCCUGCAGAGUAUGCCCUUCAUACGUAUGAUACACUAAUACGUGCUGGGAAAGACUACGGAGUAAGCAAUGCUGGGUACUUUGCAAUGCGUCAUUUGAGAACUGAACAGUUUUUUGCUUACUGGGGUCUGGAUCUCAACAGUCGUACAACACCCAUGGAAUGUGGGAGAGAGUUCCGAGUGAAAUUAGAUAAAGGAGACUUUAUUGGCCGCAAUGCUUUGCAACAACAAAAAACCCACGGAAUUCAUCAAAAAUUUGUUCAGUUUUUACUGGAUGACUUUGAUGUCCACGGCGACCUCUGGCCAUGGGGAGGAGAACCUAUUUACCGUAACGGCAAGUAUGUUGGGCUGACGACAACUUGUAGCUAUGGCUUCACCCUCGACCAGAUGGUGUGUCUUGGUUAUGUUAGCGACUUUGAUGAGGAUGGAAAACCACAGCUGAAAAAAUACAUGAAUAAAUGGGUGAUGGAGAAAGACGCUCAGUAUGAAAUUGACAUUGCGGGACGGAAAUACACAGCAAAGGCUGGAAUAUACACACCCAAGUUAGCCAUGUCUUCGUUUGAGGCUUCUUUUAUUCCUGUACCUGUGCAACAGAAAUAAGAUUGUCACUCAAGUUGGUCAUAUCCUCAUUUGAGAGAUAUUUUAUUCCUUAAUUUGUGCAACAGAAAUAAGGUUGACAUUCAAGUUGGUCAUAUCCUCAAUUGGGCGAUAUGUUAUUCCUGUACCUGUGCAACAGAAAUAAGAUUGACACUCAAGUUGGUCAUAUCCUCAUUUGAGAGAUAUUUUAUUCCUGAAUUUGUGCAACAGAAAUAAGAUAGACACUCAAGUUGGACAUGUCCUCAUUUGAGAGAUAUUUUAUUCCUUAAUUUGUGCAACAGAAAUAAGAUACACACUCAAGUUGGUCAUAUCCUCAUUUGAGAGAGAUUUUAUUCCUUAAUUUGUGCAACAGAAAUAAGAUAAACACUCAAGUUGGUCAUAUCCUCAUUUGAGAGAUAUUUUAUUCCUGCAUCUGUGUAACAGAAAAAAGAUUGACUCACAAGUUGGUCAUAUCCUCAUUUGAGAGAUAUUUUAUUCCAGUAUCAGUGUAACAGAAAUAAGAUUUUUUAAGUUAGUCAUAUCCUCAUUUGAGAGAUAUUUUAUUCCUGCAUCUGUGAAACAGAAAAAAGAUUGACCCACCCCAUAAUGGUGUGAUUACAGAUUAUUUCAGUUUGAAUUUGAUUCUUCUCUUUGAACUGUUCACACAGACAAACUCUUGAAAUCAUUUUCAAAUACUCUAAUAUGUUCAGAGGGAGCAGGGAGCAGGUCAACUCUCCCCAAAACCAACUCGCCCCAGCGGUUGGUCAACUCGCCCCACACUGUUUUGUCAACUCAUAUCAUUACCAUUUUAUUAUUUAAUAUACCGAUAUUUUAAGCAAUACUGCAAUAAUGUCCAUUAAAUGUUGAAUAUGCCUACCAGCUGGAGUCCAAAAGCCUUGCCUGAAUAAGCUUGACAGUUCAUUGUAAUAGCUUAUUAUUUAUCCGAUAUUAGGAUCUCCCCAAUAUAAAACCAUUAAUAAGUGGUUGUAAUAGCAGAGUUUCACUGUAAUAUGAAUAAAUAAAAUGACACCAAAGUUGUAGACAUCCAUUUUUAAUUUUGUCACAAUUAUUUGUGGACAGUAGAGUUUGAGGCGAGUUGGUUUUGGGGUGAGUUGACCAGCAUUCUGCUCAGAUAUACAUGUAUGUCAAUAGCCACUCAACCAAAUUAAUUAAGGACCAGAAGAUAUUUUUGGCAUUUGUCUUUAAAUAGGGAAAAACAAAUACAGCAUCGUCCAUUGUUAGGUGUCAACCGUGUGGCCUUUUUUUAAACUUAAUGAUUUAAACAAUUUAGAGUGAACGAAAUGAUAAGCAUUGUUAUCAGUAUAUAAUUACAAAGUUUCCACCAUUAGAUGAUUUACUCUAUUCUGAUUGGAUGAUGUCACUUAAAAAAUUAAUGUUAUCCUUCGAAAAAACUCAAAAGAUGACAUCAUUAUUUCAAAUGAGACGUCAUUAUGUAAAGGACACUAGUAUUAACUGUCACAAAUUUGUGACUGUUACACAUCGAUAAAUUCACAAAAAAUACAAACAAUUCUUAUAUAAUGAAUCUUAGCCGAAUGCUGAUUUUUGUAGUUUUUAUAACUGCAUGCAAACCAGACAUUGUGCAAGAUCUUUGCAUGUAUCACGGGUCAGAUUUUACUGAAAUAUUUUUCAAAAGUUAUCCAGGAUCAAAAAUUACUGAAAUAAUAUGACACUAACAAAGACUUUCCCCCAAAUCUACUGGCACUUGAUUAAUUUUGGGUAGACUAAACAUUGUUAAUUUAUAUUAGAGUAUGUUUUUUGUUUCUUUUAGAGACUGCUGAUUUUAUGCAAUUUACAUGAUUUUACUGGUGCUGUCACGUUUCAUUCCAGCUGAUCAUUGCUCAUUAGUAUGCAUGUGAAAUAAAAUUACUCAUGAACUUAA